Messenger RNA from Kluyveromyces lactis, 1365 nucleotides. It is a transcript of the gene ARP9, whose product is annotated as Arp9p. The transcript has 2 exons. The record is from RefSeq and is a predicted model, not a curated record. NCBI's taxonomy places the organism in Eukaryota, Fungi, Ascomycota, Saccharomycetes, Saccharomycetales, Saccharomycetaceae. Bases 1 to 1365 code for a protein of 454 amino acids.
AUGGCACCAUUAAGACAAGACAGUUACUUCAUAAUAUAUCCAGGAUCCAAUAGGACUUUGGUUCAAUUUGGUAUUGGAGAAGAUACUUUGCAGCCGCCUUCGAUUUCUAUUCCAACAAAAGUUUACAGAGAUGCAAAUGGUAACUUUACAUCCUCUGUUACUGAUGUUGUUAUCUGUCCCAUUGUGAAGGGAAGCAUUGUCGAUAUUGAUGCGUUCCAAUAUUUUCUAAAGUUGAUCUAUAAAUCUGUGUUAAAACAGGAGAGUGACGAUAGUCCAAUCGCUUGGGAUACAGCUCUUUCUAAUAUUCCAUUUUUGUUAAUUUCGCAUUACUCUUGGACUCAAUUCCAACAAGAACUACUUUGCAGAACAGCUUUUGAAGCAAUGAAAUUGAAGCAUUUUGUUAUAUUACCUAGCUCGUUAGCUAAUUCAUUUGCCUAUGGCUCUUUGCAAAAUUGUUUGAUCAUCGAUAUUGGCAAGUUUCACACCGAUGUUGUACCAAUUAUGGACUAUACACCCUUAACCUGCUUCAUAAGACAGAUUACUUCCGGUGGAAACUCGAUAAAUAAGAAUCUACAGAGAGCUUUACCAAAUCUCACCGAGUCCCAAAUUGAGGAUUUAAAAAGGUCGGAUAUAUACGAAAUUUUGUCCCAAGAUAUCAUGGAUCAAUACGCUAUCGACAACGAAGAUGACGAAGAAGGUACUUUAGAUGUGGCUACAAUUGUUACUAGUGGGCGUGAUACUCGAGAAAUUCUAGAAGAGCGCGAACGAAACAAAAACAAAGAAAAACUGGACAACAGCAAAUUAGAGACAAAUGACUUCUUUGAUACUGAUGGUAAUCGUAUUACUGUAAGCAGGCAGAGAUUCACAGGCUAUGAAGAUCUGUUGAAGGAUGUCUCGAAAGCUGUAGGACAAGCAAUGAGCCAGAUUGAUGACAUAACCAAGCUUAAAGCAAUGUGGGAAAAUGUCAUUAUUGUUGGAGGGACAUCACAUAUAAAAGGGUUCAGGGAAGCUCUUCUAUCACAGCUGCUAAAAGACCAUAUAGUUAGUGAACCAGAAGAGGAACUGUAUAAAAGAGAGGUGGAUGCUGCGGCUAAAUUAGAUUCUAAACAGAAGAAAAUUGGGAAGGUUUCCACUGCUCCAAUCUUAAAUCAGAUUGAAUAUGUGCAGCCACCAACUACCAUCAUGACACCAAAGUUCCCUGAAUAUUUCUCGGAAUGGAAGAAGAUUGGUUUCGCUGAUAUUACCUUCUUAGGCGCCCAGAUCUUAACAAAGCAAGUGUUUGGGCAUUCUAACAAUUCAUUCUAUGUCACAAGGGAGAAGUAUGACGAACUAGGCCCAGAGGCCAUCUGGGAGGUUUCUUUCUAA